Molecule: messenger RNA, 1203 nt
Organism: Acanthosepion pharaonis
Lineage: Eukaryota; Metazoa; Mollusca; Cephalopoda; Sepiida; Sepiidae
Source: the annotation of a GenBank genome assembly
AUGACGAGUAGAGAAGCUGACAAAAUAUUCGAUAAUGGUUCACUGAACGUCUGCCCGCUUUCUCUCUUGCGUUUCACUCUUUCACUCUUUCGCUCUCUUAUUCACAAUGUGAACGUCUCGCUUUUUUUUUUCUCUUUUUCUUCUCUUUUGCUGCUGCAUUUCCCCACCUUUCCUUCUGUUAUAUUAUAUCAUUUCCCCACUCUUAAUUCUUCUUUGCAUUGUUCUUCCAUUCUCUCCUUCAUUCUUUCUUCCAUUCUCUACUUCAUUCAAUUCUUUCAUUCUCUCCUUCAUUCUUUCUUCCAUUCUCUACUUCAUUCAUUUCUCCCAAUUUCUCCUUUAUUCCUUUCUUCUAUUCUCGUCUUCAUUCUUUUCUUCCAUUCUCUCUUUCUUCCAUUCUGUCCGUCAUUCCUUUCUUUCAUUUACCUCUUCAUUCCUUUCUGCCAUUCUCUCCUUUAUUCCUUUCUUCUAUUCUCUCCUUCCUUCCUUUCUUCCAUUGUCCCUUCAUUCAUUUCUUCCAUUUUGCCCUUCCUUUUUUCCUUCGCACCUUCUUUCUUUCUUUCUUUCUUUCUUUCUUUCUUAACGUAUCUCCUCCAUUCCUUUCUUCCAUUCACUCGUUCAUUCUUUUCUUCUAUUCUCUCCUUCAUUUCUUUUGCUCUCUUCUCUUUUUCAUCUCUUUCUUCCAUUCUCUGCCUCAUUCUUUACAUUCAUUCAAUCCUUCCUUUUUUUCGUCCAUCCUCUCUUUUCUUUAAUUUUCUCCUUCUUUCUUUCUUUCUUUCUUUCUUUCUUUCUUUUCUUCCAUUGUAUGUUAUUCUUUUCUUUCAUUCUCUCUUUCAUCCUUUUCUUCUAUUCUCUGCGACAUUCUUUUCUUCCAUUCUCUCCUUUCUUUCAUUUACAUCUUCAUUCCUUUCUGCCAUUCUCUCCUUCAUUCCUUUCUGCCAUUCUCUCCUUCCUUCCUUCCUUUCUUCCAUUUUCACUUCAUUCAUUUCUUCCAUUUUGUCCUUCCUUUUUUCCUUCGCACCUUUGUUCUUUCUUUCUUUCUUUCUUUCUUUCUUUCUUUCUUUCUUUCUUCUAUUCUCUACGUCAUUCUUUUCUUCCAUUCUCUCUCUUCUUUCCUUUCAUUCAUUCUCUGCUUCAUUCCUUUCCUUACUUCUCUUCUUCAUUCCUAUAGACCAGUAUCUAUCUAUCUAUCUAUCUAAUUUUUAG